Molecule: messenger RNA, 4433 nt
Organism: Homalodisca vitripennis (glassy-winged sharpshooter)
Lineage: Eukaryota; Metazoa; Arthropoda; Insecta; Hemiptera; Cicadellidae
Product: sodium-independent sulfate anion transporter-like
Exons: 13
Coding region: 1725-3629 (634 amino acids)
Biological process (GO): transmembrane transport
Cellular component (GO): membrane
Molecular function (GO): sulfate transmembrane transporter activity
Source: RefSeq, a predicted model, not a curated record
ACAUAAACUAUUUUACAUUUUUCUUAGUCUAUACAUUUUUACGGAAUUAAACUUUUUAAAAUACAUUCCUACGUGUAGUCCAGAAUAGUUAGCACAUGUCUUCUAGUAAAAUUUUCUAGAUUUUCUCUAUUUUCCAUCUCUUCUAUCAUUUCAGUGUAUAGGCCCACUACACACCAUUUGUCUCAUUUGCACAGUCAAUUUUUAGAGAAGAAUUAUAGGCUAAUUUAAAAUUUACUUUUAUAUAAACAUUCUAAUACUAAGAUAAGCAUGAAUUUAGGAAAUAUAAAUCUUACAUUAAUAUUGUUAACAAAUGUAAGAAAAUAAAUGUCAUUACAGUUCUAUGUUUUAUUACUAUAUACACAGUUACAACUAUUUUACAAUUUUCUUAGUCUUUAAAUUUUUUUACGGAAUGAAAUUUUUCAAAACAUCCACCGAUGUGUAGUCCGGGUUGGCUAGCACAAGUCUUGCAGUAAAAUUUACUACGUUUUCUUUCUUUGCCAGCCCUUCUGUCACUGGAUACUGCGCAGUCUUUCGUACAUAACCUUACUGCCUGCACUGAGCUUUGGCGCUAAAACGAUUCAAAAGCUGCUCGAUAGGUUUCAGCACUCACCUUUCAUUAUAAAACAAAUAGAAUAUUAGAAAAUAACUGCUAUGUUUAGUGGCCAGUGGUGCUGGCCUUACGAGCUAUGGACGUAUUAUAUAUUGGCCAGUACAGCUGGACAUACGAGCUAAGAUAACAUUACAGCAAAAAUAAUCCGCGCUCCCGACAAAAUGGCGGCGGCCAGUAGAGCUGGCCAUACGAGCUCCAAGGACAAAUAACAAAUACUACCUUCGAGCGCAAAGGGUUAACAACUCUAGAAUCCAAAACAUUUUAAUUGAAUUUUAUUUAUCAUAACACACUUCAAACAAAAAAUCCAACUAGCAGGAUUGUUUCCAAUCACCUUUCCCUAAGUGGCAGUAGUUAAGAUUUAAUGACAACCACUCCUUUAUUAGCUAUGAAACAACCUAGUUAAUACAAUCAUUUCAAUACUUCCAGUUUGUCUUGACUUAAAAACUUAAACAUAUACUUUCAAAUAAGAAUGAAGAUAAGCAGGACUACAACUCUAUUUUAAACUUCUAUAUGUAUUAAAACAUUAAUUGAAAUCCACUACAUUGUAAUAAAACUAAGAAUAUUCUAGUUUGUAUUAGUAAAUUUGUGAAAACCAGGUCUUUGACAUUUUAUUUAAUCCAAGACAAAGAAGUACAAUUCAGUAUAUGCAUAGGUUUUUUUUUUAAAUAAAAUACAGUAACUUGUUAAGUGGACUUUUCAGUGACCAAACAAUUUAUGAUGUUCUUUAAUCACACAAUUUUGAAACUUACUUAAUUUGAAUAUCUUCAAAUUUUUAAAGCAGAAAUUGUGUUUAGCUUCAAAAAGUACAAUCUUAAAGCAAUUUUAUUUUACCUAUGAUCAAUAAUUAUAUUACAGAUAGGUCAAUGAAGAUGAUUAAUUUUGUAAUUAUAUCCAAAUGAUUGGUUUGACUGGUGUAUUUUCUUAGUACAAAUAACACGUACUUCUUUCAGUGGAAUUUUUCUUUGCGAAAUCACAAUUUGCAGAUACAUCUUCUUAUCUUAUUUGGCAAACGAAAUUUAAACAUCCAGGUCUAGAGGCUCAGAGGUAUCAGGCCCUAAAUCAUGAGUGAGAUAAGUCUGGCAGUUUCCACACAACAGUCUCAUCUCGAGUUACCAUGGGAAAACCAUCAAAAGAAUCAGGUGAUCUAGUGGAAGACCACGAGGGGAGGCAGAAAAGCUGGAGUCACGCUGUUGUCAAAGCUAUUCAUCACCGCGUUCCCAUCACUCGCUGGAUUUGGGAAUAUAACAGGGUGGAUGCUGUGUCAGACCUGAUAGCAGGAGUAACUCUGGGCCUCACCAUUAUACCACAGAGCAUCGCCUACUCUUCCCUCGCCAACGUUCCUCCCCAGUAUGGUCUCAAUUCAGCCUUCAUGGGAUGUUUCGUGUACAUCGUGUUCGGGACCAUCAAGGAGGUAUCAAUCGGGCCAACCUCGCUCAUGGCCCUGCUCACGGCAGAGUACACCAGCCACCUCUCACCGGAUUUCGUUGUCGCUCUUUGCUUUUUCGUCGGCUGCGUAGAAUUCCUCAUGGGGGUUCUCAAGCUUGGAUUUCUACUGGACUUCAUCUCCAUUCCUGUGACUUCCGGUUUUCAAUCGGCCACGUCCAUUAUCAUCAUCCUAUCACAGGUGAAAGGCAUUCUGGGAGUCAGCUUUAAGUCCUGCAGUUUCCAUGACAACGUGUACCAGUUGAUACUCCACAUCAAAGAGACUAAGUUAACUGCAGACUUCUCUCUUGGGAUGGGUUGCAUCGUCUUUCUUCUCCUCAUGAGGAAAUUGAAAGACAUUCCAAUUGAGGGAAAUACAACUACGAAACAAGCGAUAAAAAAGACAUUAUGGUUACUGUCUAUAUCUCGCAACUUCAUUGCUGUCGUUAUUUCAGCCAGCAUCGCUUAUUAUUAUGAGACGACCGUAGGUCGUGUCCCUUUCAGUCUUUCAAGAGCGGUACAGCCAGGCUUGCCACCCUUUCGGUUUCCCAAUCUCACUCCUGUUCUGGGUAACCACACCUACACAGUGCCUGAGGUGAUGGAGGAGCUCGGAAUGGGAAUUGUUAUCCUUCCAACCAUCGCCGUAUUAGCUAAUGUCGCCAUUGCAAAAGCAUUCAUCACUGGAGGAACGAUAGAUGCCACCCAGGAGAUGUUGACCCUCAGUUUCUGCAACAUCCUCGGGUCGUUUUUUCAGUCAGUUCCGACUUGCGGGGCCUUCACUCGCAGCGCCGUAGCCAGUGCCAGCGGCAUCCGCACUCCCUUGGCGGGACUUUAUUCUGGUGUGCUGGUCAUGUUAGCUCUCACGUUCCUAACUCCAUACUUCCAUCUGAUACCCAAAGCAACGCUCUCGGCUGUUCUGAUAUCAGCAGUUUUCUUCCUCAUAGACUAUCAGAUACUCUGGCCUUUGUGGCACACCAACAAGCGUGAAAUGGUUAUCGUGUUGGUAACCCUGAUCAGCUGUCUAGUCCUGGGAGUUGAGUUGGGUCUCUUUCUGGGUAUAAUCCUGAACGUCUGUCAUCUCAUCUACAUAUGGGCAAGACCGCACAUCUCUGUCGCAACUAGAAAGGUAUACCUAGAGCAAGGAGUGAAGGAGUACAUCCUUGUCACUCCCACUAUCGGAAUGUACUUCCCUGCCGUGGAUGUAAUCUGUAACCGUCUCCAAGACGCAGGGCUAGAGAAGGGCGCAGGGGUAACCCCUGUGGUGCUCAACUGUGUCCACUUCACCUCCAUUGACUUCUCUGCCGCUAAGGCCUUCGCCGGUCUCGUUAGAGACUUCAGCAGCAGAGGACAGGAGAUAGUGUUCCUCGAAGCGUCCCCGAAGAUGGUCCGACUGUUCAAUUAUGUCGGGUGUAAGAACGCCAAAUGCUGCAACUCUGAAGUGGAGCUCGAGCACGUGCUCUUCGGUGUCGUUCCCCUAGGUAAUCGCAGUUCAAAAUCACUGCAGGGGAGAGCCACUGACAACCAUGAAGUGAUUCCCUUGAUGGAUCACUCCGAGAAUCACAGGACCAGCAUAGAGAUGAGAAUUGUCAAAACAUGAAAUUUCCCUCAUUUCCCCGCAGCUAACUGCUGAUUACAGAAACCCGAUCACUCAUAUAAUAUUGCUUUUGAAAAAUAAAGCUCUCUUUUCAUUUGAACAGAAUGGAAUAAAUUUUAGCAUUUCAGUGCAUUUUUGCACUAUUGCUGAAUAAUGUAAUUGGAAAUUGAAAGAACAGAUUUUAAAUAGUUUUCAAACCCAAAAAAGACAAUUGUAUAUUCCCAGGAUGUUUGACUGGAUUUCAGACAAUCUAUAAUCCAUUUUUCAUGGAUAUUAUCACUAAAUUAGUUAUAUGUAUGAUCCAAUUUUUUAUUUUUAGGUUUUAUUUAGAAUGUGUUUUGGUUUGUGUCAGUUACAAAUAAUUUUAACAAAUUUAAAUUAUUUAUUAAACUUUUAACUAUAUUUUAAAUAAACUUAUUUCAUUAUAAUAAUAACUUUAUAACAUUUGUAUGACUUGCUGAAAAUAUAAUAAAGAAUACUAUCAAACAGUUACACCUUAUGAUUAAACAUAAAACUUUGCUUUGAUCACCAAAAUAAAAAUAUGUAAUAUAUAUUUAAUUAUAUAUAGUAAUUCCAAAGAUUUAGCCAAAUCUUCAAUUGUAUUUCGAGAUCCAUUUUACGGAUUUAACUUGUAUUGGAGUAUAGCAGUCUAUAACUCUAAAAUGUAAGAUAACAUUCUAUACUAUGUAAAUAUAGUACACUUUAUGUGUUACAAACGAACUAAAGAACGCUCUAUAGUUAACUUUCGUAAGGAUUUAGUAGUUGAAGUUACACUUUUGUAAAUAAAUAUAUAUUGUUACAACUUGA